Falco peregrinus (peregrine falcon) is the source of this 1663-nucleotide messenger RNA. It is a transcript of the gene RAB34, whose product is annotated as RAB34, member RAS oncogene family. The transcript is spliced from 11 exons. Gene Ontology annotation, molecular function: GTP binding; GTPase activity. Gene Ontology annotation, biological process: endocytosis; phagosome-lysosome fusion. The coding region runs from base 356 to 1558 and encodes 400 amino acids. The record is from RefSeq and is a predicted model, not a curated record. NCBI's taxonomy places the organism in Eukaryota, Metazoa, Chordata, Aves, Falconiformes, Falconidae.
UCAACGGCGGCCUCAUCUGCGCAUGCGCAGAAGCUGCCACGCCCCGCGGGGCCUCAUGGGAGUUGUAGUCCUGCGCACGGGACCCCUCCCCGCGCCGCCCCGGCGGUGGGGGCCGGGCUGAGCCCCCGGUGCGGGAUUACCGGGGUCCUGGCGUGUGGGCAGCAGCGCAGUGGCCCAGCCCCGGAGGAACCGGCGUCCUGGCCCCUCCCCUCCUGGGAGGUUCCUCCGGGGCUGGGCGUGCAGCGCCGAGCACCGCUACCGCAGCCGGGAGGCCUCAGUGGUGGCCCUCAGCCCACCUCUACUCCCCCCAGCCACCCAGCCCCCACCCAGCCCACCCCAGUGGCCCCACAGGACGAUGAACGUGCUGGCUCCGGUUCGCAGGGACAGGGUCAUCGCCGACCUGCCCCCGUGUUUUCGGAAGGAGGCCGCCCUGCACGCCCGCGUCGCCUUCCACCCCACGGUGGCCAGUGCCUGCCAGGAGCAACGGACUGGCACUGUGGGGUUCAAGAUCUCCAAGAUCAUCGUGGUGGGGGACCUCUCGGUGGGGAAGACCUGCCUGAUCAACCGCUUUUGCAAGGACACCUUCGACAAGAACUACAAGGCGACCAUCGGGGUAGAUUUUGAGAUGGAGCGGUUUGAGGUGCUGGGGGUGCCCUUCAGCCUGCAGCUGUGGGACACAGCUGGCCAGGAGCGCUUCAAGUGCAUCGCCUCCACCUACUACCGAGGAGCACAAGCCAUCGUGAUUGUCUUCGAUGUCAACGAUGUGGCGUCCCUGGAGCACACGCGGCAGUGGCUGGCUGACGCCCUGAAGGAGAACGACCCAUCCAACGUAAUCCUCUUCUUGGUGGGCUCCAAGAAGGACCUGAGCACGCCGGCGCAGUACAGCCUGAUGGAGAAGGAUGCUCUCAAGGUGGCCCAGGAGAUGCGGGCAGAGUACUGGGCUGUCUCCUCGCUCACUGGGGAGAACGUGCGGGAUUUCUUCUUCCGUGUGGCGGCACUGACCUUUGAGAGCAGCGUGCUGGCCGAGCUGGAGCGCAGCAGCGCCCGCAGGAUUGGCGACACCGGAUCAGCGGCAAUGAGAGCGAACUGUACCUGUCAGCGCCCCGCAAGAAACCCAAGUGCUGCCAGUGAGGGGGCAGCCCCUGGCCCCCGCCACACUCACACCCCUGGACCAAAGAGGGGCAGCCCAGGCUGUCCCCGAGGAGCUGUCCCUGCCACCCCCUGGCCCCGCCAGUGCCCCACCUGCCUGGGCACCCAGGGCCGUGGUGGUCAGGAGCACCCAGGCGGCUCCAUAGCUAUGCAAACCCAGGUACCACUCGCAGGGGGAGGUGCCCCCAGGCUCCUGUUUAUCUUAAUAAAACCUUUUUUAUGCUUUUUAAGAAAGGUGUGGGGCUGGGGGCUGGGGCUGGCGGGGGGGUCCCCUGCCCCUGGGUGCAGCCAUGAGGUUCAUGGGCUGGUGGGAGGACAGAGCCAGGGGAUGCCACCCAGGAGGGGCUACUGUCUUGGAUAUGGUGGAAGCCAAACCUGGCGGUGGGUACCCUGGGUGUCUCUGCCCUGAAGAGCCAGCAGCCCUGCGCCCUGAGGGGGGAUGCAGGGGACAUGCAAGGUGCCACCACCCAAUCCCCCCGUCAGUCCCAGCUGAGCUGGUGGCUGUUGAAGCGGG